Molecule: messenger RNA, 2319 nt
Organism: Helicoverpa zea (corn earworm)
Lineage: Eukaryota; Metazoa; Arthropoda; Insecta; Lepidoptera; Noctuidae
Exons: 3
Coding region: 1010-2110 (366 amino acids)
Source: RefSeq, a predicted model, not a curated record
CUAUGAGACUGUCGAUGACAGAUUUUUCAAACUUGACCGUUUUUUUUCUGUUUCGCUGUUUUCGUUGCUGUGUUGUGUUGAUGUUAAAGUGCUUUUGGAUGAGAAAAUUGGACGACUUGGCUUUCUUCCUACGGAUUCUGAGAUCCCAGCAUACCUGGUACUACUUGGCUUUGAAUUUGGACACCGAUUAUUCCAUUCGCGAGACCUUGGCAAGAUAUCCGGACUACUGGCGGCUCACGAUUGUGUUUUGAUAAUUGGUGCCUGUUGAUCAUCUGGUUUAAGAUAUUUAUCAUCAUGCCUGACAAAUCUCGUUUGGUGUGCUACUUCGGGUGCAUCAAUGAUGGUAAGUAUCAUGGUUGAUCCACAUUUUUUUUAAUUUUUUAUAGGACCGCUGCAUCAUUUCCCCAAUCCAAAAGGGCUGCUCAUUUCCCCAAUUGAGAGAUUUGCUCAGUGGAAGGCUAUAUUGGAUACGGCGACUCAGGAGAGGGGAGAUAAAUAUAUUUAUAAUCAUAUACUACUGUGUAAUGAACACUUUUUGGAAUGUUAUCGACUGCCCAGCCGUCGCCUUACAAAUAACGCUGUAGGUACCUACAAUAAACUUAUUCAAGGUUGACAGAAAUCAACACUUCGCAGCUGACAUACCUGGACCUACUGGUUAGUAAAUUGUCUUAUAGUUUUAAGAGUGUCUUUAAACCAAAUCAGUUAUUUUAUUCCCACCUAUAUUUUUUUAUAUGUAUAUGGAGAAAAACCAAAGAAUAUUAUGUGUCUCCUGAGAUCAAAAGAGUGGUACUUGGAAAACAAAAUGAUGAGCGGAGAUGCCACAACAUAAAAUCUCCUAAGAAAGUAGCACCGCCCAAGUGCGGGUGUUCGAGGGACGAUCUUUCCAUCCUCCAUGGUCUAGUAUGGGAUAGAAUACAAAGAUGCUACAAAAGAAAUACUCUGGUUCUACCUAUACAUGCUACGAAUGCAAUUAUUGCCAUAAGUUAGCACUCGUCAAUGCACCAAUAUAAUGUUCAAUUCACUAAGUAUGAUGAUUAAUAAAGUAAUCAAUAUAACAUUUUCAGAACAACAACGGCCGACAUUGGCACCUGCUGUCUUUUCACUACCCUCUACAUCGGGUCUACAACCAUCAACCUCUCAAAUGCCUGCACAGCUUGUUGGUUCAAAUCGGAAAACUCGUCCGGGCAAAAGCAAUUCAAACAAAUCAAUAUAUAAACUGCAAUUACAAUUAGAGAAACUAAGACAAAAAUGUAAAAAUAGCAAACCACAAUUACGAGCCGCAAAAAAAAUUUCAAUGAACAAGGCAUUCCUCUCUACAAUAGAAAAGUUACCAGAGGAAAUAAAUUUUUUUACAAAAUUACAAUUAAAAUAUAAUGCUAAACCAAGGGGGAGACGAUUUUCCAAUGAGGAAAAAAUAAUGGCACUUACCAUUCUAAAACAAAGCCCCAAGGCUUAUAGCCUUUUACAAAAAAUGCUUGUGCUGCCUUCUAAGCGUUGUUUGCAGAGCCUAUUAAGCGCAUUCACUUUGGAACCUGGCAUAAAUAAAAAUAUAAUAAAUGAUUUAAAAAAAAUGGCCAGCAGAUUGCCUAAUGAAAAAAAGCUGGUGAACUUACUGUUCGACGAGGUGUCCUUGGCCGCUGGAGUAGAAUUUAAAGCCGCAACUGGCAAAAUUAUUGGAUUUGAAGAUUUUGGUGACCAUAGAAAUAAGACACUCGCUGACCAUGCACUUGUCUUCAUGAUCAAAGGAAUUAAGAGCAAAUCUAAGCAGCCCAUUUGCUUUACAUUCUGCAAAGGCAUUACAAAAGCGAAUGAUUUAAAAAAUAUAAUUACAAGAGUAAUAAAAGAAAUAAAUUCAACUGGUUUAAAAGUAAUUGCUACAAUUUGUGACCAAGCCGCUACUAACGUAAGAGUGGUGCGGCAAUUACUCGCUGAAACCAGAGAAAAAUACUUGAGGAAAGGCAUGGAGUAUUACUCCAAAGCAUUUGAAAUUGAAAAUUCAAAGAUAUUUCCUCUAUUUGAUACGCCACAUUUGCUCAAGGGAGUCAGAAAUAAUUUGUUAGAAAAAAAUGCUCAGUUUACUCAGAAUGGGGAAACAAAAAAGGCGAAAUAGGAACACAUAGAAAUGUUGUUAGAAUUAGAUGAGGGGGAUGAUGAAAUAAGACUUGUCAAUAAAUUAACAGAAAAACAUGUUAUCAAGAACAAAAUCCCAAAGAUGAAGGUCAAAUACGCAGCCCAAGUCUUCAGCCAGAGAGUGUCUAGCGCCCUACGAUUUUCAUCAAAACACAAUAUACUUCCUACAGAAGGCCAAGAAACUGCAGA